GGCUCUGAAGCGGAGACAGCCUCACUCACUCACUCACUCUCUCUCUCACUCACCCACUCUCUCUCUCACCUCAACUUUUUCUCCCUCCCUCCCUCCUCUCCUCCCCUCCCUCUCUGUGUCCUGUUGACGUUUUAUUGCGCUCUAGUCGCUCCGGGGAGAUCCCCCCCCCUCCCCUCUAUUUCUCUCUCUCUGUCUUUGCCCGUCAGUUUUCCCCCCUCCUCUGCUCUGCCCAUCACUCCCGGACCCAUGCAGUCCGAGUCGGGAAUUGUUCCGGAUUACGAUGUCGGGGAGGAAUUUCACGAAGAGGCGAAAACGUUUUACGAGCUGAAGAGCCAACCGCUGAACCGGAGGUGCAAGAAACGAUGGGCAAACACAGAAAGCCAGAGUUUCCUCAAUUCAUCAGAGCAGCAAGGAUCAUCUAAGCCCCCAUUAACCUCCUCCAACAUGACGUCACGGAUACUGCUACGGCAGCAACUCAUGCGUGAGCAAAUGCAGGAGCAGGAGAGACGGGAGCUGCAGCAACAUCAGCAGGCAGCACAGUUCAUUCAGCAGCGAGUACCAGUCAGCCAGACACAGGCCAUCAACGUGAACGUCCCCAACAAUCUGUCCACAAACACUCAGGUGCCGAUGGAAGUCCUCAAGGUGCAAACCCACCUUGAAAAUCCGACCAAAUACCACAUACAGCAAGCGCAGAGGCAGCAGGUUAAACAGUAUCUGUCAACAACUUUGGGCAACAAACUGUCAAACCAGGCCUUAAGCAUGCCCUGUUCCAACCAACAAGGUGAUCAUAUCAUGCCCCCAGGAAAUGGAAGCAGUGCUCCCAACAGCCCAAUGGCCAUGCUAAACAUCGGCUCAAACUGUGAGAAAGAGGUCUGGUUGCCGGAAAUGAAAAUGAUGGACGAUGUCAUUGAUGACAUUAUUAGCCUGGAGUCGAGUUAUAAUGAUGAAAUCCUUGGACUGCUGGACCCAGGAAUCCCAAUGGCUAAUACGUUGCCUGGUAACAUGCUAGAUGUCUACAACAACCCAGGAUUGGCACCUCAAGCUAUCAAUAUCAGUAACUCCUGCCCAGCAAAUCUGCCAAACAUUAAAAGGGAACUUUCAGAAUCAAUGGUUGCAGGCAUGGAUCUCCAUUUUAAAAGUCCCUCUAUGAAAAUGCAUAACGCUAUAUUACCAGAAGUCGAAGCCAGAGCACUCGCGAAAGAGCGGCAGAAGAAAGACAAUCAUAACUUGAUUGAAAGGAGGAGAAGGUUCAAUAUCAAUGAUCGUAUAAAGGAACUGGGCACAUUAAUUCCAAAGUCUAAUGAUCCAGAUAUGCGUUGGAACAAAGGAACUAUUCUAAAGGCAUCUGUGGAUUAUAUCAGAAGGCUUCAGAAAGAACAGCACAGAGCAAAAGACUUUGAGUCACGACAGAAGAAACUGGAACAUGCCAACCGACACUUACUACUGAGAAUACAGGAACUUGAAAUGCAAGCCCGUGCACAUGGACUCCCACUUGUCAACCCUUCAAGCCUCUGCUCAUCCGACCUUACCGGAAGGAACAUUAAACUGGAGCCAGCGAUCGCUGGGUGCCACAGAGAUAAUCUCCAGCACCAUGUGGACCUUUCCUGCGGCACUACGCUGGACCCUACAAACGGGACACUCAACUUCAACGACAAUAUUGGCCCCUACAAUGCGCCCACGAAACUGGGCAGCAAACUGGAAGAUAUCCUGAUGGACGAUACCCUCUCCCCCGGGGAAGGUACAGACCCCCUCCUAUCAUCUGUAUCACCCGGCGCUUCCAAGACAAGUAGUCGGAGAAGCAGUAUGAGUAUGGAGGAUAGCGAUAAUGGGUGUUAGCAAGGUCCUUUUUUUAAAAGCUCCUCCUGUAUUUAACUUUUCCUAAAAGGUCUCUCUUUUUUUUUUUACUUGCCUAAAAACAAACACCUGUGUUGUAAUGGCCAAUCUAUUUAUCGGUCGAUAGAAAGCGUUUUAGUCAGCAGAGUAAAUCAAAGUACAUGAGAACAUUGAUCAGAAACGUAUCUGUCUGCACAGAGACAGACCCACUGAGAUACAGACAGACUCUGAAGAAAGUCCAAAAAGUCGACAAUGGAGUCUCCAAUUAGGGACAGGAUCAGUCGAUAUCAUUCUAAUGAAGAUAAAGUUGUGUAGGAAAAAGAAAAAUUAUUGUACCUUAAAAUUCAGAUUUUUCCCCAUUUACUUAAUAUAUUUUAAUCAAUUUUUACAAUCAAUUUUUGAUUUUUGCAUGACCUACCUAUACUUGAUUUUGUUUUCACACUAGCCCUUUUAAGGUUUCUAUUUUUUUAAUUUCUGAAUAUUUCGUUGUAUGAAAAUGCACAUUCUGGUAUUCAGUAUUUCAAUACACUAUAUUUCUUAGAUCUGUUUUUUUAGUGAAGGAUUUGGUGCAUCAGCCAUCAACACUUAAGGAAGUCACGGCAGGAUUUUUAGUGAAAUGUUUGGAUAUUUUGUAUAUCUAAACACAAUCUUAUUUAGACAUGUUUUUAAAUUAACUUUGAAAAUAAGAGCGCUACUCGUUUGAAAAAAAGACGAUUCUAGUUCAAUAUAUCUAAAGUGAUGCUUAAACUAGCCAACAUGAUGUGAUAUUUAUUUUAUUUUUUAAACAGCAAGAGUGGAACUAUUAGAAGAAAAUGUUCGGUGCGGUUGGAAAUCUACCUUGUUGUCUUCUAAUGAUACCUCUUCUGAUAGUAGAUUUACAUGUUGAGUCUUUCGGCACUGCAGCCUGCUAAAAAUGCAAACAGCUUUUUGCUUAUCAAAUUAUUACUUGAUAAUGUGUAUGCUCUCGACGAGGUUAUUCAGAUAAUCUUGAUGAUUGUUUGAUGGUGUCUGUCUAUAACGAUGACCAGUUCAGGGCAUUCGGUCACGGGGAGGGAAUUGGUAGAAUUGGAACGGAACGACCUCUCAGGCAAGGUGUCGUAUGGGGAGGUGAAUUUAAGCUGAGGCAUGCAAUUUAUUCUGCGAGUGAAUAAUAAUUUCUAAUUCACAUGAUUAACUUUAUAAGGAUCGAUCUUACUCUUGAGUGGAAUAAACUUGUGUGUCCUACCAUAAAUUCCUUCAUAUUUCACCUACAAUUCUGCCCUUACUUAUACUACAAUGACACAAAAUGCUGGAGUAACUCAGCGGGACAGGCAGCAUCUCUGGAGAGAAUGAAAGGGUGACGUUUCGGGUCUUUCAGACUAGAGUCAGGAGCCCCUACUUUUGUCCGAAGAACCCGAAACAUCACCCAUUCCUCCUCCCCAGAGAUGCUGCCUGUCCCGCUGAGUUUAUCCAGCAUUUUGUGUCUAUCGCCAUGUACAGAACCGUUUGGUAAGACUGAUUAUUUACAAUGGUGCAUUGUGACAUCCUCCCCACACCCCAACUGUAGGAACUAAUUAUGACGAUGGAGUAAUGUCUAACUUUGUCAGGGCAAAUCAAUCAACUGGUCUUCACAAUGAUCGGAUUAACCAUGUUUUAUUACGACAGUGUUGUAAGAGUAGGAAUAUGAUGCUAAAUCCUCGACUUUGUUAUAGAUCUAUGCAAUUUCACUAGAUGUAUUUGCAUUGUACUGUGCCUAGGUAAUUGUUCAACACGCAUACUAGCUCAAGGUGUGACGAAGAGAAGAAUUUUUAAACAAGUAAUUUAUGAAACACUGAAUGUGGCAGCAGACUAUAGUGAAUUCAGAAUGAAGUGCCUUAAAAUAGAUCACCAAGUCUUUUGGACAUGCACUGACUGAAGGGUGUAAUCGGUGAGGGUUUGGCCUGUGUAUAAGUAAUGCGGGCAUUGCUGGCUGCCUAUGUUCAGGAUGUGAGCUUCCAAGCUUCUCCGCUGUUAAGACCACUGACCUUCUACCACCUUUCUGUGUAACUAACCUCAAGAGACGGCUUUUAAGUUUAGUGUGAAGGGAAUUGACUACUCAGCCUAGUUCUGCCAAAUUCCUGGGACAGGGAAAAAAAAAAGUAUGCAAUACAAUAAUGUUAUGUUAAAAGCAAUAAUUGUUAAACGUUUUCAAAAUAGAAAGGGGAGGGGGAGGGGAAAUAGGUUAAAUAAUGAACGAUAAGCACAACAUCCCUACACUCAUGGGGAUGACAUUUGAAAUAAAGAAUGCACUUGAUAGAUUGGAGACUGUUAUAUUAGUUGUUAAUAAAAUAUCAAACCUAUAUUUCUUGGAAAAGUAGCUUAAAAUACUGCCUCUUAACGAGCUAGUUGGUAUUGUAAUGUGAUAUUCACAUGCUGCCCAUUGCAGCAUUCUUUGUAUGGCCCACUGGAUUGUAUAUUACAGACCUGAUCUCACUAUAAAUUGAAGAUACACAAUU
This is a messenger RNA of Amblyraja radiata (thorny skate), 4307 nucleotides long. RefSeq names its product melanocyte inducing transcription factor a (gene mitfa). The coding region runs from base 247 to 1836 and encodes 529 amino acids. The transcript is spliced from 12 exons. Gene Ontology annotation, molecular function: protein dimerization activity; RNA polymerase II cis-regulatory region sequence-specific DNA binding; DNA-binding transcription factor activity, RNA polymerase II-specific. The record is from RefSeq and is a predicted model, not a curated record. Gene Ontology annotation, cellular component: nucleus. Gene Ontology annotation, biological process: regulation of transcription by RNA polymerase II. NCBI's taxonomy places the organism in Eukaryota, Metazoa, Chordata, Chondrichthyes, Rajiformes, Rajidae.